Molecule: messenger RNA, 330 nt
Organism: Ostertagia ostertagi
Lineage: Eukaryota; Metazoa; Nematoda; Chromadorea; Rhabditida; Trichostrongylidae
Source: the annotation of a GenBank genome assembly
ACCGGGCUCUCUAUAGUUGACAACACACAUGACACCUGUCCAGAUCUGCUUCCUGACCGCCUCUCGGAUCCGAAUUAUCACCCGGUUUACUCGGAAGAAAGCCAUCGCUGGGGUGGUGACAACACGUUGAUCGGCUCAGCAGAAGGCAUCGAGGUUGCUAAGCCAGAAGAUCACGUCAAAAUGGUGUCUGUCGAUGUGGGGAAACAUGAUGAAGGUGUUCAAAACCAUAAAUCCAACAAUGAAGACAACCGAAAUCAUAAAACCAGCAAUGCAGGGUUGGAAAAAAUCGACGAGAAAAGUGGUUCCCGACAGAGCUCCAUGGAUAAUGAG